CGAUUGAGUGGCCAAAAAACGCAACAGUAGAGAAAGCCGGAGUUGCUCCGCCCCCUCCCCGCGUCUGCUUCUUGGGACUUCCUUUCCCACUUCUACUCUGCUUCAAUCGUUGCCAGCUGUUUGGUACCCUCCUUGGUACUCUAAGCUCCAGGGGAUUGGAUAUGGACCUUCUUCAGUUCCUGACCUUCCUCUUUGUCCUGUUCCUGUCGGGAAGAGGGACCACAGACACCCCGAGGGACUCAAGCCUGGAGAUUUACAAGAAGAUGUUUGAGGUGAAGCGGCGGGAGCAGCUGUCAGCGCUGAAGAACCUGGCACAGCUAAAUGAUGUCCACCAACAGUACAAGAUCCUUGAUGUCAUGCUCAAGGGCCUUUUUAAGGUGCUGGAGGAUUCCCGGACAGUGCUCCUUGCUGCUGAUGUGCUUCCAGAUGGGCCGUUCCCCCAGGACGAGAAGCUGAAGGAUGCUUUCUCCCAUGUGGUGGAGAACACAGCCUUCUUCGGGGAUGUGGUGCUGCGCUUCCCAAGGAUUGUGCACCACUACUUUGACCGCAACUCCAACUGGAACCUCCUCAUCCGCUGGGGCAUCAGCUUCUGUAACCAGACGGGCGUCUUUGACCAGGGGCCCCACUCGCCCAUCCUCAGCCUGAUGGCCCAGGAGCUGGGGAUCAGUGAGAAAGACUCCAACUUCCAGAACCCAUUUAAAACAGACCGCACAGAGUUCAUUCCCAGCACCGACCCUUUCCAGAAGGCCCUGAGGGAAGAAGAGAAACGCAGGAAGAAAGAGGAGAAGCGGAAAGAGAUCCGCAAAGGUCCGAGGAUCUCCCGGUCGCAGUCUGAGUUGUAGCCCUGGAGCAGGUCAGGAACCAAGGGGCCAGCAAGAGGCCCAGUCGGGAGGAAGAAGUACCAUGUGGCUCUGCUGUGGCAGCAUCCACCGUGGUGGCGAGCACCGGCCCUGGCAUCUGGAGAGCAUCUGGAAAGAUGAGGACUCCAUAUUUGCUGGGUCCUCAGGAGCCAAAAGGACUGAAGUUCAGGUAGCCGGACUUCCAGAGCCUGUCUGGAGGGGGCGCCGAAGGGACCUUUAGAAGACACCAUGCUGCAGGCAGGACCCUGUAGAGACUGCUGGGGGAGGAAGGAGGGCAUCCUGGACUCUCCUAGUGGGUGAGGGCCACCAGCUGACUGCCGCCACCCUUUGGAAAAACAGCAGAACCAGGCUCUGAGUCACAGGUAAAGGCGCCAUGCCUACAGUUGGUCCUACUGUGUCACUGAGCUAUUCAGCAGCUCAGGUCCCAGCCCUUCUUCAGAAACAUAAUAAAAGCCAGCAAACCUUUCA
Molecule: messenger RNA, 1328 nt
Organism: Chinchilla lanigera (long-tailed chinchilla)
Lineage: Eukaryota; Metazoa; Chordata; Mammalia; Rodentia; Chinchillidae
Gene: Ccdc134
Product: coiled-coil domain containing 134
Exons: 7
Coding region: 162-842 (226 amino acids)
Source: RefSeq, a predicted model, not a curated record